AUGUCUCUCGAUGAUUUCAGAGGCUGUGGGUUUGGACUGGGACCAGCUCUGUCAUUUGCUGACUUAAUUAAAAGGAUCAACACUGUAGAUACGAAUAAAAUUCCUUACUCGAAAUAUUUUGAAAUUUUUUCUUUCGAAUUCUGGUCACUUGAACAUUACAUUAUUUGGGUUAUUGAUAAACACGAGUUUACGGAUAAGGAUCAAGCUCUUCACAUAUUUUACGAAUCUUUGCAAAGAAUCGUCAAUGAUGAAAACGCCUCUAUUAGAAAUAAAGAAUCUGCUCGAAUACUUCUGAAAAAUAAGAUGUCUGAUCCUGCUAAAGUAGCUCACAUAUGGGCUAGUAACAGUCAAAUCUCUGAGGUACGUAAGGCAAUCAAGGUGGUAGAAGCGCAUAUGGAAUUGGAUAACAUAACCAACCAACGUGUAGAAAAAUUGAAUGCGCAAAAAUUGAUAUCAGAAGAAGCAAUCUUCGCUUCGAGAGAAACAAGAGAAACAAGAGAAACAAACUUCACGUCAAGAGAAACAAAUCCUCCGCCAAAAGAAACAAAUCUCCCAUCAAAAGAAAAACGAAGUAACAUUCAUCAUGAAGUUAAUGAGAGUUCGAAUUCGAUUAAAAAGAUCAAAACCACCGGUAGUAACAUUGUUGAUAUAGAUCAAAUCCAAAUCUUAAACGUUGAACGUUAUGUUAAGGAUCAAAUCUCAAAUGCCGAACGUUUUGCUAGGGAUCAAAUUUCAGACGCCGAACGUUCGGCUAGGGAACACAUCUUAGACCUCGAAAACCUUUCCAAGGAUCAAAUCUUAGAGGUUGAGUGUUUAGGUACAAGCUCGGUUUUUAAAACUAUUGCAGUAGAUGGAAUAAAGAAAGAACCGAUAUUACCACACGGAAGAGCUAAUUUGCUAUCCGUUCGUCGUAACGCUGGAAUGUUAUUCGUUGAUAAGUCAGAAUAUAUUGAGAAACUGGAGAAACUUGAUUCAAAAUUUCGAGUUAUGCUCCUUAGACCACGUCGUUUUGGAAAAUCUUUCUUCCUUGACAUGCUUUGUUUGUAUUAUGAUAUUCAAACUGCGGCCUUCUUUGAUCAACUUUUCGGCCCAUUAUAUAUUGGAAAGCACCCAACACGGUCCCAUAACACACAUCUUGUUCUUAGAUUUGAUCUUUCAACAAUUGCUGAAGAUUCACAAGAAGGGAUGAGACUAGUUUUUAAUGAUGUGAUAAAUACAACUUUGCGUGAUUUCAUCAUGAAAUACACGGUAGAACUGGGGUAUCCAAACAGUCACAAUUUAAUUGUGAAGAAAGCUACUACAUCUUUACUCAGUGUUUUUAAUUUGGUGCAGAGUCGGGGUUUUGAUCUCUUUGUUGGAAUUGACGAAUAUGAUACUCCGGGUAACACCACUGCUUUCAGAAUGGAUGUCAAUAAGGAACGUAAUAUUGGCAAAAUUGAACAAUUUUUUAACGUCGCCCUCUUUUCAAUGCUCAAAAAGGGUUGUCAAGACGUAAUCGACAAGUUAUAUGUGACGGGUAUUUCUCCCGGUUUUAGUGCAUCUCUCGAUAUAAUUUUAGAGGACAUAUCCAGUAAUUCCGAUUUUCAUGGUAUAUGUGGAUUUACUGAUGAUGAAGUCAAAACGAUUAGCUUGUGUUAUUUUAAUAAUAAUGAACAGAUAAUGAAUGAUGUUUUAGAUCAAAUAAAUCGGUUAUAUAAGGGAUAUCGUUUCCUGAACACAGAUGAAGAUAUGAUUGCACCUUUAUACAAUUCACAGCUAAUUUUUCAUUAUCUUAUAGAAAAAAAAGGUCAGGAAUUUGUUGCUUUACAUUCAGAAUCCGUAUUUUUGAACUUUUCUCGAGUUCUUAAAACCAUUAUUGAGCAAAGUCCUGUGUCCAUCAAUGAUGUCAUUGAUCUCCUUAUUCACGGUUCAGUGCCAACCUCAGUUAUAAGCAAUUUUAAUUAUUCGGAUGUUUUCAAGAUUGAAGGGGAAGAACCAUCAAUUAAACAAAAGCAGCUUACUUGGUCCAUUCUAUAUUAUUUUGGUAUGUUGACUCGUCGUGUGUCGGGGGAGUUAGUUAUACCAAAUGAAAUAAUAAGAACUGAGAUCAUAACGCGAGUUUCAGAUCAUAUAAGUACAAAAAAGGAUAUUGGUUCACAGAUAUUUCCAGCUUGUGUUAGCCUUAUGCAGGGUAACGCUAAUUACUUCGUGGAUCUUAUUAAGGGCUUUUUUAUGACUAGAUCAAUGAGUUCAGUAUGUACAAUGAAUGAAUCAGCACUUCAAACUGCUAUUGAGAUCCUUUUACCAUCUGCACUUCGUAUACCGGAGGUUUGCCUUGUGAUUGAUGAUGGGACAAAUCAAAAAGGACAAUAUUGUUUUGUGGAUGUCUUCAUUCCUGAAGGUGUAAAUAUAGAAAAUCCUUUAUCGACUGUAGCUUUAAAAUUGAAAUAUAUAACACUUAUGGGAUUGUUAAGUGGAACAAAAAAGCAAUGGAUUACUACUCCUGAACCCAAGAUAAUGGAAUGGUUGGAUAAAGAGAUAGAAAAGGAAAACCUUGAACAGUUGCUAAAUCGAGAUUAUAUGUAUUGGUCAAUAGAAAAAAGAGGUUAUGUGAUAAAUAAGGUAGGAGACUUCUUGAAUUAUGGACAACUAGAACUCGAUAGAUAUAAUCAUGCAAUCGCAAAUGGCAAAGUAAGAGAUUGUCUCGAUGCGGGAGUUCUAGACUCUCGUAUCGGAACCAAAAGAUUCCCAAGUCAACUGAGAACAUAUCUUAUUAUGACCUUGGGAUCUCGUCGUGUCAUGGUAUGGCCUUCCGAGCCAGUGGCAAUUGAUUGGAAGUAUUACAUAAAUAACUAA
Diversispora eburnea is the source of this 2835-nucleotide messenger RNA. The record is from the annotation of a GenBank genome assembly. NCBI's taxonomy places the organism in Eukaryota, Fungi, Glomeromycota, Glomeromycetes, Diversisporales, Diversisporaceae.